Molecule: messenger RNA, 5451 nt
Organism: Anarrhichthys ocellatus (wolf-eel)
Lineage: Eukaryota; Metazoa; Chordata; Actinopteri; Perciformes; Anarhichadidae
Gene: tm9sf4
Product: transmembrane 9 superfamily protein member 4
Exons: 18
Coding region: 310-2244 (644 amino acids)
Biological process (GO): protein localization to membrane
Cellular component (GO): membrane
Source: RefSeq, a predicted model, not a curated record
UGUAUGCAUUAAUUGCAUUAAUGAACGUGGAGCCAAAUCAUAAUGAUUUGAAAGCAUACUAUUUAUGAUAGUUAACAGACAAGCAUAGUAGUGUUGCACUAUUUCUAAAGAAGAUGGACAAAAUACUGUAAACGCUUUGUUAAAGGAAUUACUAUUUAUUUGUAUAAGUAGGUUAGUGGUUUCAUUCCGUUGAGUCAGAUAUCACUCAUCUGAACUACAUAUGGCCAGGGUGUGUCAAAUAAAAAACAAAUGCAUUCAUCGAAAAACCAUAGAGCACUUCCGCGACGUCACUUGUGACACGUAUUCAAAAUGGCGGCCACGGCUAUGGAGACGUGGUGGGCCUUGCUGCUGUUGUCCUUCUUACCUGUUGUCUGUCCCUUCUAUGUUCCCGGAGUCGCUCCCCGGGAUUUCCACGAGGGGGACACGGUAGAUCUGAAGGCAGUGAAGCUGACCAGCUCUCGCACCCAGCUUCCUUAUGAAUACUACUCCCUGCCUUUCUGUAAGCCAGACUCUGUAUUCUACAAGGGAGAGAACCUGGGUGAGGUAUUACGUGGGGACCGUAUUGUGAACACCCUCUACAAUGUGGAGAUGAACAAGGAUAGGAAAUGUGAGAUGGUAUGCAACAAGAAAACGCUCAACCUAGAAGAGAGCAAGCUGAUGGCUGAGCGAGUCCAGGAGGAGUAUUAUGUGCACCUUAUUGCAGAUAACCUGCCAGUUGCCACCAGGUUAGAGUUCUAUCCCAACAGAGAGGCAGCCGUGGAGGAGGAGCAGAAGAAAGACGUGGCCAAAGAUGUCCAGUUUGAACACGGCUACAGGCUGGGCUUUGUCGACGGCAACAAGUUUUAUCUGCACAACCACCUGUCCUUCAUCCUGUACUUCCACAGAGAGAAGGUGGAGCAAGAGGAAAUCCACAACUACAGGGUCGUGCGAUUUGAGGUCAUACCCCAAAGUGUGAAAGUAGAUGACCUGAAAGCAGUGGAAAAGGAGAAGACGUGCACCUUGCCUGAGGCCAGUGGCUCCGCCCCUCAGGAGAUUGACCCGACCAAGGAGAACGAGGUCCUCUUCACCUACUCCGUCCACUGGGAGGAGAGCGAGGUGAAGUGGGCGUCUCGAUGGGACACUUACCUGACCAUGAGCGACGUCCAAAUUCACUGGUUCUCCAUCGUCAACUCCGUGGUGGUCGUCUUCUUCCUGUCCGGUAUUCUGAGUAUGAUCAUCAUCCGGACCUUGAGGAAGGACAUUGCUAACUACAACAGAGAGGACGACAUAGAGGACACCAUGGAGGAGUCGGGAUGGAAGAAUGUCCACGGUGACGUCUUCAGGCCGCCCCAGUAUCCCAUGGUCCUCAGCUCUCUGCUGGGCUCGGGGAUCCAGCUCUUUUGCAUGAUCCUCAUUGUCAUAUUUGUUGCCAUGUUGGGCAUGCUGUCUCCAUCCAGUAGAGGAGCCUUGAUGACCACCGCUUGCUUUCUCUUCAUGUUCAUGGGUGUAUUCGGUGGCUACUUCGCCGGCAGACUGUACCGUACACUGAAGGGCCAUCGGUGGAGGAAAGGAGCAUUUUGUACAGCUACUUUGUAUCCCGCCGUGGUGUUUGUAAUCGGCUUCAUCCUCAACUGCUUCAUCUGGGGAGAACACUCCUCUGGGGCCGUCCCCUUCACCACCAUGCUGGCCCUGCUGUGCAUGUGGUUCGGCAUCUCCAUGCCCCUGGUCUACCUGGGCUACUACUUUGGCUUCCGCAAACAGCCUUAUGAUAACCCAGUGCGCACCAACCAGAUCCCCCGGCAGGUCCCGGAGCAGCGCUGGUACAUGAACAAGUUUGUAGGAAUCCUGAUGGCCGGGAUCCUUCCAUUUGGUGCCAUGUUCAUCGAGCUCUUCUUCAUUUUCAGCGCCAUCUGGGAGAAUCAGUUCUAUUACCUCUUUGGCUUCCUGUUUCUGGUCUUCAUCAUCUUGGUGGUGUCCUGCUCUCAGAUCAGCAUCGUAAUGGUUUACUUCCAGCUCUGUGCAGAGGACUACCGGUGGUGGUGGAGAACUUUCCUGGUGUCGGGAGGUUCGGCGUUCUACGUCCUCAUUUACGCCGUCUUCUACUUCAUCAACAAGCUGGACAUCGUGGAGUUCAUCCCCUCCCUCUUGUACUUCGGCUACACGGCCCUGAUGGUGCUGUCGUUCUGGCUGCUAACGGGCACGAUCGGCUUCUACGCAGCGUACAUGUUCAUCAGGAAAAUCUAUGCCGCAGUCAAGAUAGACUGAGUCGUCACUGUCGCUGCUGUUCUCGGUUAUUUUUGUCACAUUCUGUUUUUUGUUAUGUACAUAUUUUUUAUUCUUCAUGUCCAACAAGCACUGACUUGUGUGUCGAGGGAACAUGAGGGGUGCUUUUUACAGCGCAACAGCCCCACCCACUGCCCUCGUGGGGAAGAACAGCAAGGUGGCCGAGCUAAACCGGCUGUCUCUCUCCCUCCCUCCCUCCCCCUCUCUUCUAUCCUCCCCCUCCUCCAUCCAGGACAGAGACUCCGAGGGAAUUGUCCUCCGCUUGGGACAGUCGAUGUCUCCUGCUGUUUCACCUCGCACACAACACAGUGGGCCAAAGCUUGUCAGACGAUGGUUUCUGCACAUUUCUGUUUAGUCUUUCCAUUCGUGUUAUGAGUCUAACUUAUCUGGGAGGGUUUUUAUUUUUGUCAUGGCAGGAUUUAUCUCUGACCUAAUUUCUUCCAAUCAUCUUCUGCAAACGCUAUUUCAUUGUCUUUCCACUGUCUCUGUUUUCAAACGUCGCUUCGUUUCAGUUUCGGAGACAUUGGAGAUCUGGGGGGGCGGGGGGGUCUUGGGGAGUCUAACUGUGGUUAUGGUUUUGAGUUUGUUGUGUUGAACUCGUAUGGAUGGAAAUUAUGCUAGGAAGUUCUGCAUUGUAACACAAGAACGGAUAAAUUAAAUGUUCUAUUAGUUUUACUCCAGUUUCCAUGUCCUGGUGUUGACCACGCUAACCACGACCGUAAGCCAGAUAUUCCCUUCUCCUUCCCGAAACAACGGGUCUCUUUUAAAAGUCCAAAUAUUGGUCCAUUUCCACUCAAUGAUGCAGAACGGCUCUGAAUGGGACUAUGAACCCGAUGCCCUGAAGCAGCGGACUGCUGGGUGAAGCCACUGGAGUUGGAGAAAAGGAAUUAAAAUGACAAGUAGGAGUAACUUUAUUUUCGAAAGACCACAACACAAAUAUGUGUUUGAAGCUUUUCCAGAAGAAACGUACCAAAAAAACAAAAAGAAACGUUUCCGCUCUUUAACCCCACUAUCAGUGUAGCCUUAGCAGUGCUGGGUGCCUGCUGAACUAUGCAGCAAUGGAACGUGCAUUUUAUGAAAGGUUAUUUCAAAGGACCAUUUUUGUUGAGAAAUGAUGCCCAUUUCUUUUAAGUUUGAAUCUGUGUGCUACGUUUUUGUGUCUAUCAUCAGAUCUUUGUUUCUACCGACAGUGGUAGAUGAUUCUCAGUGCUUGGGUGUCUUGGGUUGCAGAGCAUUGAAAUAUAAUCCAGUUUUCUUUUUCUUAAUAGAUCUGUAUAGUAAUGAUGUAUUCUUGAAUUACAGCUCAUGAUUUUUAUUUUUUAUUUUUUCCCCUUUUCAAAUGACAUUUUUGGGUUAACAGCUAAAAAACUUAAAAUUGCAUUUAGAGCAUGGGUGGAACCUGUUAGUUAGACUAGCAAUAUGAGCUAAGGGCUCCCCAUAGACAACCAAUCUAUUUUAAUGUAGCUAAAACAUAUAUAGAUGACAUUAAAGGAAUAGUUUGACAUUUUACGAAAUACACAAGCAAUCCUCACAGAAUACACGAACGUUGAGUUCGUCUGUGUAAGUAGUUUAUUACCACCCAUUGUUCUGUUUGUUUGAAGGCGCCCCCCGGUGGCUGUAACAGUUAUGACUGGAGCGUACGAGGAAGUCCGGUGAUGUGUAAUUCAGAGCGGAAAGUCCACAAAAGGAGUUUGUGGUCGAUGGAUGGGUCAAACAAGAAGGACUUUCACCCAGGAGAUCGGUGUUCGUGUCCAAAAGUCGACACUUUGAGUUCUUUUCAGGUACAGACAGAACCACGUUAGUACGUAACCAUGUCACGUAUGUAAUGUAGAAACUACAUCACAUACUUAUUUCAACCCAAACAUAGACCUAACCAUCUUUAGUAGUUUGUAAGUAGUUACGUUUCUCAACGUGUUUAAAACUGUGACUGCUUCACAACGUAUAUCGUUAACGUGAGUCUACUCUGGUUUCGGUAUGAGGACGUGUUCCAAAUACACUUCUUGGCUUUCCGGCCAAGAGUUAGAUGACAAGAUUGAUACCACUGUCAUUUAUGAUGAUAGCUUUUGACACAGACUGAAACAGCGCUACAGCUAGCCUCGGCCUGCCCAAAGACAAUGAAAUCUAGCCAGUAUAGCUGUUUUCCAAUACUUCCCGUCUUGAUGCUAAGCUACGCUAAUCGGCUGCUGGAGGUUGCUUCAUAUUUACAUCCAACUGGAGGAAUGGGAUUGAGUGUAUUUCCUAAGUAUUCCUUUAAACACAACAUGGGCUGGUCAACAUAAUCCUAACUCUAUUCUACAUCUCAAGCACAGCACUGUUCUUGUUGUCUGCUGCCCUUUGACAGAUAACACGAGCCCAGCAGAACACUACAUCAUUACAAUACAGUUAAUGGGGGGGGGUUACGGGCCGGAUCGGAGUCCCAAAAGAAUAUUCUAAAGACUAAAUUCCAACAAGCCGAGAUGAUGCAUUUUGAUCAAAUAUGCAGGACAUUCUGGGCUCUUGGGUUAAAUAUUUAUUGUAGUCUAUCAUUGUCUUCAUAGCUGACAUCCUACGAGUUUACGUGAAGAAAUGAGGGGCUCAACCCCGAUUCUCCACGCGCUAAACGGUUGAAUGAACGAGUGACUCUUCCUCCUGUGUCCUCUUCUUCGUUCAUCAUAAUUGAGCCAACCCAACACGUGUUGAGCUUCAAAUGAGCUGCUUGAAGAGAGCGAGACGAGCCAGCCUUCAGAGGUUUCCUCAAUUCAAAUGGGUGAACUUGUAUAUUGACUAUUAUACUUUAAUUUAUUUCCACUCCAAUUAGACACACUGAUACCAUCGCCUAUUUACUGCUCUGCCCUCUGUAUUACGUCAAAGAGGCCCUGACACUUGGCUGCUGUCUUACGUAAAGGCAGACGGAUGCGCCCCUCCUGCUUUUGGAAGUGCAUAUGCUGGGGGAGGUUUUUUACACUUUUAAAGAGGCCCGCGUCAUGCGUGCAUAUGUAUGGUCGAGGGGUUUACAAUGUAAAUAGAAAAAUGAAACUGCUUUGUAUUUGUUGCGUUUCGCUGUUUGUGGCGCUCUCUGUAAUGAUCCCGUCAUCGUUUUAGCCAAAAGCAUGAUGCUCAUGACUGAAAGGAACUUGUUUCUGUUACUUUUCUCUUUGUAUCUUUUCCAGAAUGUACAAUUACAAAACAAUAAAGUGAUAACAAGGUGAA